Venturia canescens is the source of this 1462-nucleotide messenger RNA. RefSeq names its product neuropeptide CCHamide-1-like. The coding region runs from base 600 to 1019 and encodes 139 amino acids. Lineage: Eukaryota; Metazoa; Arthropoda; Insecta; Hymenoptera; Ichneumonidae. The record is from RefSeq and is a predicted model, not a curated record. The transcript has 3 exons.
AACUUAUCUAAUCAAUGAACACCGCGGAAAUGCAUGAAUGCUUCAGAGUUUACUAAAAUUUCAAAAACCUCCAAAGAGAUAAAAACGUUUUUGUUCACUUUCCAAUGAUGACAAUCAACCGAUAACGGUUUAAAUGUCGAGCGAGUACCGCUCGAAAAAAGUGAAAUGCGGGCGUCGGUUGAAGCUGAAAAACAUCAGGGAACCACCACUCCGAAGACUUCCACCACCUCCAGGUUAAAUGAAACGUUGAAUAAAAAAGAUUGCUGAAGUUGGAGCGAGCGCAGAAUCAACCCCUGUUGAGAGUCUUUCGCUACCUGUACAGAGCGCUUAGUUAUCAUUUGUACCAUCCACCACUGAGCGCGCCGCACCCGUGAAAGCUACAUCCGCGCAUCGCCAAAUAUCGUUCAUUCGAAAACACCUGCUCGUCGUGGUAACAUCGGCUUCUGCAUUCGGUUGCCUUCUUCGAGAACAAGAGCACGGAUCGUAAAGUACCCCACAGUGAGGAAGCACCGAAAAAAUUAAAAUUGAGGAUAAAAAUAUAAGAGGAGAUCAAAAUCGAAACCACUGACUCCACUUUUCUUGCGAAAAACUCUGCGACGAUGAAGAUCGGCGCCCUUAACAGCAUCACUUCCGGUCUCACGAUCCUGACCUUUUCUCUGCUACUCGUCGUAUCUUUCAGCGUCGAGGCUUUAGCUACACGCGGCUGCUCGGCGUACGGACACUCCUGCUAUGGUGGCCAUGGCAAAAGAUCGUCCGGUGACGAGUUCCCGCGAUCGACGGAAGUUGAGAUCGACGUCGCAAGCCCUGACGAAAUAGCUCAGCACUCGGGCGUCGAUGAGCUAGUGUAUCUGAGUAGCAACGAAAUUCAACAAUUACAAGAUUUCAUAAAAUGUCCAAAUUGCCCUGUUGGAUCGUCACGACGUUCCCGAGAUGACUGGGACUCUUCUCUCCUUCUCCGGAAAUUGAUCGUCCCGAAUCGUCGUCCCUACAACCCUGCUCGCUCGCCAAACGAUGAAUAAUAACGGAUGCACCGACGUUACAAACUUCCUCGAGAACUUGAAGGGAAAUCGGAUUUAGAUGAACGCACGAGAAACAACUUGAAUGAACCUUAAAAGAAGCGCCUUGUUUCGUGAUUUUUUUGCAAAAGCAACAAAAUCUCGUUUCAUUGCGAUCGUUUCGUUAUAAUGUCUGUCUAUUUUUAUAAUAUCAAUUAACCCAGUCACCCUCGAGGUCCGAGACUUUUCACACUUCUAGUCAAUCGACAAUUAAUCGAAGAUAAAAGUGGCAGAAGCAGCGGGACUGUUGCCCUGUUUUUUUCAUGAGUUUAUGACGUCAAAUUUUUCUAUUCUAUUUGUUUUUGGUGUAUUCCAAUUUUUACGAAAUCCAUUGUCGUCGUACUUGUGAUUCUGACCAAUAAAAAUGUUUGUCAAAUAAAGCACUUGAGACUUUGCACACCAGGAAA